ACUUUCUUCUCCUUCUUCUCCAGCUGUAACUGUAACUCUCAGAUGCCGCCGGUGGUGAAGGUUCUGGUUGCCGGCGAUCAGAGUUAUCUCAGCGUCAUUCUUCGGUUCUUUGUGGAGCAGUUGGCCGGGAAGACUCCAGAUUGGCUGAAUUAUCUUCGUUUCCUCAUCUUACCUCUGGGCCCGCACCCGGUGGCCUCCUAUCUGGCAUCCGUGGAUAGUAAAUACAGCUCUCUGUUUAUGGAUGCGGUGUGGAGAGAUGUCUUCAGUCAGGCUGAAGCCCCUGGGUCAGAUCGCCUUGAUGUGGCAGGAAGGGCGGCACAAUACAUCGCCGGGGCCUCACAGUCACACCAGCUUUACAUCUCUGAAGCCAUGCUGACCUACAGACAGCGGAGGUAA
Messenger RNA from Nanorana parkeri, 396 nucleotides. RefSeq names its product phosphofurin acidic cluster sorting protein 1-like. Gene Ontology annotation, biological process: protein localization to plasma membrane. Lineage: Eukaryota; Metazoa; Chordata; Amphibia; Anura; Dicroglossidae. The record is from RefSeq and is a predicted model, not a curated record. The coding region runs from base 43 to 396 and encodes 117 amino acids. Gene Ontology annotation, molecular function: transmembrane transporter binding. The transcript has 3 exons.